AUGCAGCACAUCAGAGGGCCAGAGCCCGAAUUCGGCACAACGCUCUCGCUCUCACGCUCGCGAUCUCGCUCCCGUAGCGCCAGUAUCUCCAGCGAUUCACAACUCUCCCUUAUCCAUCUCGCCCCGCCCUCUGUUAAUCCGCCUCCGUCCUUCAUCGCACCGGCGUCGGCGUCUCAGAUUAUCACGUCAGAUCAGGAGUUCAACGCUGCGGAUUUUGUAGCUGACGAAAAUGAUGAUUCUGGCGCCCUCGUUACUCCUGAGGCGUUAUCCGCUCUCAAUGGGUUCCUUGACCACCUGGUUCUCAACAUUCUAGCAGCUGCAAAGUCGACACAGUUGGCCGCGAUUCGACCUGCUGUUGCUGAUGUACUGAAACCCCGACUAGCGAACCUGGUUGUGUCCGUAGCCGACGAGGAGUUGAGCGAGUAUCUUGGAGAUGAGGAGGACGAACAGUCUGAGUUCCGUGGCGGCCAAAGCCCAGAGGGUGAAUUCGACCUCAUUCGCACCUGGAAGUUGACGCGCCUGCGUUGUAUGGUGUACACACGCCUUGGCGACUUGGAGGAAGACGACGAAGAGGAGUAUAUCGCCCAGGAAGGUCUUGUCGAUGAGGAAGGUGCGCCUCGACGAUUCACGAAUCAUAUCGGCAACAUCACUCCUGCUGCCGCCAUCUUUCUGACCUCCAUCAUCGAGCACAUUGGUGAACAGGCGCUUGUAAUUGCAGGCGAAACAGCAAGGUCUCGACUCUCACCUAAGCUCGUGGUUGAAUGUGAUGAAAAUGAGGAUGGCGUCGGUAAAGAGAGGGGGAGCAUGAACCGGCUGGUAGUGGAAGAGCUCGAUGUUGAAAAGCUGGCAUUGAAUCCGACGCUUGGACGGCUAUGGCGGACGUGGAGGAAACGUACUCGCACGCCGAACCUUUCUCGGCUGGCAUCUCGCGACUCUCUACGACGACGUGGCACUGUCGCUGGCACUAUCGGUAUGAACAGUAGGAAGAGCAGCUUCUCCAUCACUGAGGAUCCGCUUUCGCCCCCGCUGGAGGAGCCUCAGUCUGAGUCUCAGUCUGAAGCUCAGGUUGAAGCCCAGCCCGAAGCCCAGCCGGAGAUUGACCCAGUAUCUAUUCCUCUACCAAUGGGCGAGAACGAUGUCGAAGAGAUUGAAAAUGAGGACUUCCCAGACUUCGACACCGCUGAGAUCCGAACUAUGCAAGCUGUUGUUGCCCACAAAGUACGCCCACAGAGUUUGAUGGUUCUCACUUUACAAUCCCCUAAAUCGCCAUCUUCACAUACUGGCUCGCCCAUCACUCCUAUCUCCGCCCGCAGUGCCCCUCCGCUCUCCCGUCAUGCUAGAUCGCGAUCUCUACCAAGCCCGACUUGCCCGUCUGAGGCUCCAGAGGUCGACCCGGCUUACCCGGUUCCUCGUAGACCAUCGCCUGCGGCUUCUGAAGAGCGAAGGCGCCUUGACACAAUGUAUGAACAUGAGGAGCGUGAGGAGGCCGAGACUGUCAAAGAAGACAAAGGUCGCAAGCUUGCGGGUCUGACUACAGAACUCAAGCCCGAACAGACACCUCCGUCAAAUCUGCCUGAUGACGUAGCUGAUAACGUUACGAAAGGAGUCAUUGCUUCCGCUGCUAAAGUCGCGACGAGCCAAGCAGCUGACACCGAAAGUCCUUCAAUUGAACCAGAAACUGAAGUCAUCGAAGGCCAAGGUACCGUGCAAAAGCCAUCUCCCGUACAACGACCGAAGCGGAAUCCAAGCAAGGAUGCUACGCGUAACAGUGACCGACAAGCUACCCCUGCAUCGUCGAGCGAUGUUGAGAGCCUUCCCAAAAAGCAAAGUGAAGAAGUACCCAUACCCGUGGCCCCCACGGAACCAAGUGUGAGCCUGCCUCCCACUUCGGCUCGUGAGGUUCGUCCAUCGCUGGACAGUGUUCGAGGAUCGAGACCUGCUUCCAAUUCCAGUGAUAGUGUACACUCGAGCUUCUCGCGUGCCCAACGCCCGAGUGCGCUCAACUUAACAAGUGGUAGCCAGCGCUCUGCAACAUCGUCAGUCUCAAGCUCGGUAACAGAGCGUGCGGCUGUGCAGCGUAUCCCAGCGCGACCGUCGACUUCCUCGGCAUCAUCGCCGCAUCCCUCAAUCGUUCCAAAAUCUCGCCGAUCUGGCAGCUUCAGUAGUAAUCGGGAAAAGCGCCCAAUGACUGCCGGGUCUACCACAUCCCAGAAGCUGAAAGGCCUCAUCAACCGGUCGGAAGAACCGAACCCGAGGCGCGAUUCAGAAGGAAUGACGAGACGCUUCACUUUACUCUCACGCCAAAAAGUGUCCGAGAAAUGGAUAAAGCCAACAGCCCAAAGGCCAAACACUGUUGAAUCGGCAAAUGGCUCAGUCGAUACAAGCCGACCGAUGGUAUCACCUAGAAGUCAACCUUCUCCCAAGUCAAGGGCUUCCGAGAAGCCCAGGCCUGCGCCCAUUCAAGUGCCUCGUGCGAAUACGCCACAGAAGUCGAAAGUAAUACAAGCUCGCGACGCUCGUCCUGUUUAUGAGUCGAGCUCCGAUCUUGCGCAAUUUAUUCGCAAUUCCGGCCCCGCAAGUCCCCCAAUCCUCAACAAGUCAGUCAGUCGCCAGUCCUCCGAUGCGCAGUUGUCAAGGAGAUCUUCUCGGGCCGAGAGCGCCAUGUCGGGCUCGACUCGGGGGCCCAGACUGCAAGCGAAACCUCCAGCGCUUCCUAAGUCUGAAACAAACUCGACGUCCGAUCUGAUUGACUUCAUCCGUGAAGGUCCACCUACCGCUGGAGCACGCCGCAUUCCGCGCACAGUCGCGCCAUUCCGCAGCACUAUGGACUCGGACGAUCUUGCAUAUGAGCAUGGUGCCACCCCGUCGAUUACCAGCACCCAGGGUGAAUCCACAACCACCAAGUCCCUGGCUUCAGUUGGCUCGCACACCAGGCUUAUUGAUUCAUCAAAUAAAGCAAGUACAAACACAAGGAUAGGGUCGACGAAACCGCCCUCUAGCUCCGCAGGUCAAAUACCUGUUGAAGACGAUCCUCGUCCUAAGCGAGCACAGCGCCGAGUGCCCGACCCCUACGCUUUAGAUUGGGAUGAUGAGGAGCUAGAAGCGAUGCUGGAAGAGGAAGAGGAGAAGAAGAACCCCAAGCCAAAACGCGAUGAGGAAAGCCUAAUAGACUUCCUUCGCAAUGUACCUCCCCCCCCUGAGCCAGAACAGCCGCAACCGAUUGUUGCCCCACGUACGAAAACACCAAACGGCGGCUCAUCUUCGAUGAAGGCUCGCCUUCUCCGCAGCGCCUCCUCCGAGAAGGGUCCCACUUUGAAAGGCCCGUCAACCAAGUCUUCACAAACAUCAUUGCGCCAGCAGUCAGAUCAGUACUCCAAGAGACCGUCCAACUAUACGGUUAAGUCGUCGGACGCCAUGUACGGCUUGGCGUCUGUCUCGGAGCGACAGACAGACACUAGCGCGUUGGCAGACUUUCUGCGGAACACAGGGCCUCCCUCGCCCGCUCCGCCCCAGGGGCCAUCCAAGGACACGAGCUUUGCCCGUCGUUUCUUCGUUCGGCGUAAGAAGGUCGAAGCCUAA
Messenger RNA from Aspergillus nidulans FGSC A4, 3579 nucleotides. RefSeq lists its product as uncharacterized. Lineage: Eukaryota; Fungi; Ascomycota; Eurotiomycetes; Eurotiales; Aspergillaceae. The record is from RefSeq and is a predicted model, not a curated record. Bases 1 to 3579 code for a protein of 1192 amino acids. The transcript is spliced from 2 exons.